This is a messenger RNA of Phycodurus eques (leafy seadragon), 1753 nucleotides long. Its product is annotated as cytochrome P450 3A30-like. Bases 58 to 1551 code for a protein of 497 amino acids. The record is from RefSeq and is a predicted model, not a curated record. Lineage: Eukaryota; Metazoa; Chordata; Actinopteri; Syngnathiformes; Syngnathidae. Gene Ontology annotation, molecular function: steroid hydroxylase activity; oxidoreductase activity, acting on paired donors, with incorporation or reduction of molecular oxygen; heme binding. The transcript is spliced from 13 exons.
UCACUUCUUAACACUUCCUGUUUUUCGCAUUCACGCUUGGACUCCUGGACGAGUACAAUGUUCCCCUUUGAACUGUUUUCGGCCACAACCUGGACUUUAGUGGCUCUGUUUUUCGCAUUGCUUUUAUUAUAUGGUGUGUGGCCAUAUGGACACUUCAAAAAGUUGGGAAUUCCAGGACCCACGCCACUUCCCUUUAUUGGCACAAUGUGGAUUUUUAGAAAGGGCUUUAUUGCUGCUGACCAGGAGUGUCACGCCAAGUAUGGAGAUGCGUGGGGUUUGUUUGACGGCAGAACUCCGGUGUUGUUGGUGACGGACCCCGAGAUCAUCAAGGCGGUGAUGGUGAAGGAUUGCUACACGGUGUUCACCAACCGCAGGGACACGCUCGUGCUGGGAGCGCUGGCCGAUGCCGUCACGGCCGUCAAAGACGAAAGAUGGAAAAGGAUCCGCAGCUCCUUGUCGCCGUGCUUCACCAGCGGAAAACUGAAGCAGGUGUUCCCCCUGGUCACUCGUUCCACGGAGCGACUUGUCGAGAGUUUGGCCAAAAAGGAUCUGAGCGAACCCGUGGACAUCAAACAAUUCUUCGGGCCGUACAGUUUGGACGUGGUGACCAGCGCCUCCUUCAGCGUGGACACCGACUCCAUCAACCACCCGGACGACCCCAUCGUUCUUCACCUCAAGAAAAUUAUGAACUUCAAAUUUUGGCCGAUAAUGUUAUUGCUGCUUUUCCCAUUUUUCAGCAAAGUGUUCAGGUUUCUCAACCUUGACUUUAUGCCCAAGGCCAGCACCGAGUUUUUCUUCAACAUCAUUAAGAGGUUUAAAGAUCAGCAUCAAGCAGAGCAGUCGAGUCACGCAGACUUCCUGCAGGUGAUGAUCCAGCACGAGAUGCCCGAGUCGGACAUAAAGAGCGAACACGAGCAGCCGAGUAAAGGUUUGACGGAAAAGGAGAUCCUGUCGCAGGCUUUCAUUUUCAUCUUUGGGGGUUUUGAGACCACCGCCACCACGCUGACGUACAUCCUGUACAACAUCGUCACCAACCCGGAGGCCAUGAGGAACCUGCUGGAGGAGAUUGACGCCAAAGUUCCCAAAGAUGGUUCCAUUUCAUACGAGAGCCUGCACGGUAUGGAGUACCUGGACAACGUGAUUAACGAGUGCAUGCGCAUCAUCCCGCCGGCGCCUCGGCUGGAGCGCUUGUGCAAAAAGACCGUCGAGCUCGGCGGCCUCACCAUCCCCGAGGGCACCCUGGUCACCGUUCCCGUGUCGGUGGUCCACAAGGACCCCCGCUAUUGGAAGGACCCGGAAAGAUUCAGACCAGAGAGGUUCAGCAAAGACAGCGGCGAGGAGUUGCACCCCUACGCCUACAUGCCCUUCGGCCUGGGCCCUCGCAACUGCGUGGGGAUGCGCUACGCUCUCCUCACCGUCAAGAUGGUCCUGGUCCGCCUGCUGCAGCGCUACAAAGUGGAGACGUGCAAGGAGACCAUCAUUCCUCUGGAGUUUAACUGGAAGUUCCAGCCAGUCAAGCCGGUCAAAUUCAAGUUUGUGCCCAAAGAGUAGGCCAGAAAAGGGGGGGAAAUAUAACGUCUAUAACAUCAAUCAAUGAGUGUAGCUAAUGAUUAAAGGAGAAUGAGAAUCCAUGCUGCAGUACUGGUAGCAGCCAGCAUGGGGCGCAGGCAGCUCCAUAUUGGAGCAAUCAUUUUUGCAUUUCAUUUAUACUUCAUACUGAUGUAUGCAAAUUUAAAAUAAAGAUAACAAAUCA